AUGACUGCAUCUCACCGGAGUAGGAGAGUUAUUGAGCGGGACACUGAUGUACCCAUCGUGGACGAGAUACCCCACAUAGACCGGAGUUCGAGAUCUAUGGUGGGUAGCAUUCCAUCUUUAGGGGAAGAUUCCCGUAUCCCCUACGAGGAACACGAUGAGGAGCAGGACCCUGUGGCGAGCGAUUUUGAUGAUGUUCCUGUCCCGGCUCCGCGCGCACGCAAGUCUCGGUACGAGUUCGAUACUUUCAGUGGGCCUAUUAAGGAUGAGCUGAAGCAACUCAUGGCUCCUUACGGGCAAGAUGAGUUAGAGCUACUGGAGGCAUCUGGUCUAGACUCACUCGAGCACUUCUACAUGAAAAAUGUGGACAAGGGACUCAUGCAUGCAUUUAUAGAGAGAUGGCAGCCGAAAACGAACAAUUUCCACAUGCCUUGGGGUGAGAUGACGAUCACCUUGCAUGAUGUUGCGUUUAUAUUGGGGUUGCGUGUCGAGGUCUAG
Erythranthe guttata (spotted monkey flower) is the source of this 495-nucleotide messenger RNA. Lineage: Eukaryota; Viridiplantae; Streptophyta; Magnoliopsida; Lamiales; Phrymaceae. The record is from RefSeq and is a predicted model, not a curated record.